ACUUUGCCACUGGGUUGUUCAUCCCCCAGUUUCCUGAGUCCUCCGAAGGAGCCAGCAUGAGCGAUCUCCUUUGCAGUUUUAGAAGCAGGUUUGUUGCCAUGGAGUUCACAUUCUGAGUGGACUUGAGGACUAUAAAGGUUAACAGUUUGUUUUUGGUUUCAAAGAUCUGGCAAAUAGAUAGGCUGCUGCUCUUCUUCUGGAAAAGCCAGAUUGGUAAGAUUCCUUUAAGGGCUCAGCCCCAAAGUGUUUUAUCCCAUCCCCUCAUACUCUUGAAAAACUAAAGCUUGCGGAGACCUCAGAAGGAAAACCUGCCCGGUUUCUAUCACUGCACACCAAUGGCUAAUCCUGGAGGUGGUACAGUCUGCAAUGGGAACCUUCACAAAAGCCAGAAGCAGAGCAAUGGCUCUCGGAGUGGAAACUGCACAAAGAAUGGAAUAGUGAAAGAAGCCCAGCAAAAUGGGAAGACACAUAUUUAUGAAAAGCACAUUGUUGAAUCCUUCGAGGAAGCUCCUCUUCAUGUUAUGGUAUUCACUUAUAUGGGAUAUGGAAUUGGAACCCUGUUUGGCUAUCUCAGAGACUUUAUGAGAAACUGGGGAAUAGAAAAAUGCAAUGCGGCCAUAGAACGAGAAGAACAAAAAGAUUUUGUGCCACUAUAUCAAGACUUUGAGAAUUUUUAUAAGCGAAACCUUUACAUUCGAAUCAGAGACAACUGGAACAGGCCCAUCUGCAGUGCCCCAGGGCCUUGGUUUGAUGUGGUGGAGAGGGUGUCGGAUGACUACAACUGGACAUUUAGGUUUACUGGAAGAAUCAUCAAAGAUGUCAUCAACAUGGGCUCCUAUAACUACCUUGGCCUUGCAGCCAGGUACGAUGACUCUAUGAGGACAGUAAAGGAUGUCUUAGAGGCAUAUGGCCUAGGCGUGGCCAGCACCAUGUGUGAAAUGGGUACCUUGGAUAAGCACAAGGAGUUGGAGGACCUUGUGGCUAAGUUCCUGAAUGUAGAAGCAGCUAUGGUCUUUGGGAUGGGAUUUGCAACUAACUCAAUGAAUAUCCCCGCACUAGUUGGAAAGGGCUGCCUCAUUUUAAGUGAUGAGUUAAACCACACAUCUCUUGUGCUUGGAGCCCGACUCUCGGGUGCAACCAUAAGGAUCUUCAAACACAACAAUGCACAAAGCCUAGAGAAACUCCUGAGAGAUGCUGUCAUCUAUGGCCAGCCUCGAACCCGCAGAGCUUGGAAAAAAAUUCUCAUCCUAGUGGAGGGUAUCUACAGCAUGGAAGGUUCCAUCGUGCAUCUCCCCCAGAUCAUAGCUCUAAAGAAGAAAUACAAGGCUUACCUCUACGUGGACGAAGCUCACAGUAUUGGGGCCUUGGGCCCAACCGGCCGGGGUGUCACAGAAUUCUUCGGAAUAGACCCUGGAGAAGUUGAUGUGCUCAUGGGCACAUUCACCAAAAGCUUUGGAGCCUCCGGAGGUUACCUAGCUGGAAGGAAGGACCUUGUGGAUUAUUUACGGGUUCACUCGCAUAGUGCUGUUUACGGUACAUCCAUGAGCCCCCCGAUAGCAGAGCAAAUCAUCAGAUCAAUGAAAUUCCUCAUGGGACUGGAUGGAACCACACAAGGAUUGCAAAGAGUACGGCAACUUGCAAAAAACACAAGAUACUUCAGACAGAGACUGCAGAAAAUGGGAUUCAUUAUCUAUGGCAACGAGAGUUCUCCUGUCGUUCCUGUGCUCCUGUACAUGCCUAGCAAAGUAGCGGCUUUCGCAAGGCAUAUGUUACAGAAAAAAAUCGGGGUGGUGGUCGUUGGCUUUCCAGCCACCCCACUCGCAGAAGCCCGGGCUCGGUUUUGUAUUUCAGCGGCACAUACCCGGGAGAUGUUAGACACGGUUUUGGAAGCCAUUGAUGAAAUGGGUGAUCUCUUGCAUCUGAAAUAUUCCCGGCACAUGAAAUCAGCGCGCCCUGAGCUCUAUGAUGAGACAAGCUUUGAACUUGAAGAUUAAGUUUCCUGGUCCUGAAUGAAACAUAAAGACUUUGCCAGAAAGACCUCCCUCUUUGCCUCAGAGGGAAUAUAAAUGGAUUUCUCUCCCUUCCUAAGGACAAUUUGGUUUCCAGACCAGUUUAAUUGAACCGAGGGAAAUACUGUCCUGUUUUUCAUGUCUCCAGUUCGGGACUGCAGAGAUAAAAACAUGAUUCCAGAUUUAAGUUUCUACUCUCCCAAAUAUUCUGCUAUGAAUACACACACACACACACACUUCUUAGGAUAUUUUUUAUGGCAAUGAGCCUAUGUUUUAGCUGCUACUGUGCAGUCCUUUUGGUCGAGACCCUUUCAGGGGUUCUAACCAAAUAAUAGAAUUUUGAUUUUUAAUUCAGUAAUCAAUGUAUGUGUUUAUUUAUUUCAUCUGCAGACAUGGGUGCAAGUGGUAGACAAUACCUGCCCUCCUUGUUCUACCCAUAAAAGGAUCAGCUAGGACUCAUCUGUAUUAUGGGAAGUUCUAGGCAGGAGGAUAAAGAAAUUGUUGUUUCUACCAUUUGCCACAUUUGGAUGUUUUCCAUGGACAAGUGUCAAAAGACGUAGUUAAUGUUUCGAAGGAGAAAGCAGAACUGUCCAACAGCAACUAGAGAUGUCCUCGAAGGAAACUUUCCUUUUCCUCUUGCUGGUCUUGUACAGUUUUACAGCUGAGCUUUUGAGGUUUGGAAAAUUCAAGAGUUUUGUUUCAGAAGGGGGUAGAACACAAGCACAAGCCAAUCUUAGGCCUAGACUAAAACUGUAAAGUUAUAACAACUUGAAUAUUGGUGCUGUGCAGAGUGAAUGUUUAGUAUGCAUAUCCUUAAUCACUUUAAGGAAUGAAUUGUCAUUUUCAUAUUGGAUUUUGAGUAAAUGGUGAGAUUCUAUUUCCUUUAAAACUGACCCCCAAGACCACACUUGAAGAAUGUAUUGAUUUAAGAAGAACUUUUAAAAGCAAACUCUAACUUUUUCAAGACUGACAUCCCCGUUGAAGCCUAAUAAAUAGUAUUAUCACUUGGCACACACAUUCUGAAUUGGGUCAAAGUGGGCUUGCACGAUUUUCACCAACUAAUUGUAACUUACUUGCAUUUUCUGUCUUUCUGUCUAUCUGUCUCUGGAUGUGAACACAAACUUCUCUGGAAAAGUAGCCCUUUGCUAAUUGGAUCUAGUUGGUGUGGAAAAAGCCCAUGGUAAACCUUAUCUUUAACAAGCUCCCAGAUGGUGCCCAGAUUUGGAAACUCUAAAGAGCAGUGGUGACCUUUUAGCAAUGCUUCUGUAACAGUUUGAAUGAGUUGCAGAACAUUCCACUCCAUCAAAUGACACUGUAAACAAAUCACUUCAAGAGAGGUUUGGCUUUGUGUGACACAGAUGGACCCAAGCUUUCAUGCUGUGCGCUGAGAUAGAAACUUGACCCACAGCGCCAGUGUUGGAUACAGCAGUGCUCCCUGAUGCUCAAAGCCUGUUAAAGGAAAAAGGUGUUCAGUGCGGAAAGCUUUUUAUGGGGAAAUUAUAACCCAAGUAGAUACAUCAGUUUAAAAGUGAACCACAAUCACAGAGUUCCUUAUGAAUGUCUAAGAGUUGUAAGGAGUGCUGCUAGUGACGUGGGUUCUGAAAAUGCAGUUGCCCCAUCCAAUGAUGGAUUUUGAAAACUAAAUUGCAACUCUUCUCAAUGAAACUGGUGUAGCAUCACUUGUGCAAAGAACAUGUAUGUCAUACAUGUGCAAAGAAAGGAAGUGUGUUUAUACUGGUAAAGUAAAUUCAUUCCAUGGCCAACAUUUUCUCCUCAAUGGGACAUUUUGUUCUCUCUUUCCAAGUAACUUUUCUUUCUACAAAAAUAUCUCCUGAAUAUGUGACUUUAAAUGAAAUUGCUCCUAGUUAAUUGUCCCAAAUGCAUGAAUGCCUUGAGUUUUAUAAAGGAAAAAGGAGGGCAAGAGAACAAUGAAACAGGUAAGUAUUCUGCAAGGCAUGCAAUAAACACCCUCCUUCCUUUCUGGGUCUGCAUCUUCACACACACCUUCACACCUAACUUUUGAGCUAUAAGUCCCUAGAUGGGUGUCUUCAUGAGCAGGAAUGUCCACCAUUAUUACUUCCAUGGAAGAGCUUGAGUCUAAUUCACAUAGGAAAGUAAUUACUUACCCUCCUAGCACAGGGGGAGGGGAGGGCAGGGAGGACGUUACCCCCUUUUCCUCAAGAUCCAAGAGUCCUGGAGCAAUUUAUUACAUUCCAAUGUGCAAGAAAAAGGACUUAUUUCUGUCAGAGUCUGUGUUGAACAUACACUUACGGGGACAACUACAAUCCAAGUGGAAUGCUUCCCGAGUGCAUCAGGAGGGCUCCAGAUUCCACCACGGGGCUGAUAGUAUGAGUCUAUGUCAUAUGGAAGAGCAUAGGUUAGAAGAAUAGUUGUGAAUAAUGAGAUUCUCUAGUUUUUAUAAGAAAAAGCUCUUUAUGCUAGGUUAAUAAGACCAUGAUUUUAAUUCAAUGGGGAUCAUUGAGUCUCGAUAACUAUUUAAGAGCCAAAAAUGUCUCUUUGGUUGGGUCUGUUGGGAAAGAGAAUUUUCUACGAGAACUAUAAUGUUAGGUACCUUCACCCUUCUAUUUGCCUGCACACACACAUUUUUGCCUUUACAGAGGAAGCAAGAGUAUAAAAGUAUAGAGAAGAGAAUCUGGUUGGUCAAUAGAUAAA
Messenger RNA from Microcebus murinus (gray mouse lemur), 4682 nucleotides. RefSeq names its product serine palmitoyltransferase long chain base subunit 3 (gene SPTLC3). The record is from RefSeq and is a predicted model, not a curated record. Gene Ontology annotation, molecular function: pyridoxal phosphate binding; serine C-palmitoyltransferase activity. Lineage: Eukaryota; Metazoa; Chordata; Mammalia; Primates; Cheirogaleidae. Gene Ontology annotation, cellular component: serine palmitoyltransferase complex. Gene Ontology annotation, biological process: ceramide biosynthetic process; sphingosine biosynthetic process.